Molecule: messenger RNA, 1847 nt
Organism: Cladophialophora immunda
Lineage: Eukaryota; Fungi; Ascomycota; Eurotiomycetes; Chaetothyriales; Herpotrichiellaceae
Exons: 1
Coding region: 212-1714 (500 amino acids)
Cellular component (GO): cytosol
Molecular function (GO): transaminase activity; pyridoxal phosphate binding
Source: RefSeq, a predicted model, not a curated record
UGUAUCUUCACUAAACAAGCCCGUCAUAGGUGUCAGGACUGUCAAAUCCUUGCGCGCGGCGUGGAAUAGUUGGUCUAUGCUGCAUUGCCUCCCCUUCGCAUCUUUUAUGCAUUGAGGAGAGGGAGACCACAGAAUUGCAGACGCGAUCACCAGUCAGGCAUUGGCGCCGGCACUCAUUUCGCCCACAUUCACCUGUGGCAGACUCCGGGAAAUGAAUGGGCUUCACCUUGACAAGCCCAAUGGUGCGUCGGCAUCAGGGCCAGGCCCCGAGAAAGGGGGCUUGACCCCCGCGGCCCCAGCCUUGCUCCAUCGCUCGCUGCAGUCUGAACCCUACCAAGUCACCGGUGCGAAGGGUCUGUACUUGACUCUCUCCGACGGGCGGACAAUCAUGGAUGCCUGCGGCGGCGCCGCGGUGGCGUGCUUGGGCCACGGCAACGAGGAGGUCCUGCAGGCGGUCGUCCGCCAGAUGAGCUCGGGCGUCAGCUACAUCCACUCCCUGACCUACACGACCGACUCGGCGGAAGAACUGGCGCACCACCUCAUCGACGGACCCCAGGGCGCGGGCCGCUUCGGGCUCGAGCGCGCGUACUUUGUCAACUCGGGGAGCGAGGCCAUGGACGCGGCCCUGAAGUUGGCCAGGCAGUACUUUUUCGAGCUGGGCCAGACGUCCCCGACGACGACGGGGGCCAGAUCCCACUUUGUGAGCAGGAAGCAGAGCUACCACGGCACCACCGUCGGCGCCAUGAACGUGAGCAGCAACCUCCCUCGGAAGGUACCUUAUGCGUGUUUCCAGCUGGACAAUGUCAGCUGGGUCACCCCCGCGUACGCGUACCAGUACUCGGACUGGCGACGGGGGGAAACCGAAGAGGAAUUCGCGCAGAGGCUGGUGGACGAGCUGGACGCGCAUUUCGUCGAGAUCGGACCGGAGAAGGUCGUCGCGUUUAUCGCGGAGCCGCUCGUCGGCGCCACCAGCGGAUGCACACCCGCCCCCAAGGGCUACUUCAAGGGAGUCCGGCAGGUUUGCGACAAGUACGGCAUCCUGCUGAUCCUGGACGAAGUCAUGAGCGGCAUGGGCCGGACGGGGACCCUGUUCGCUUUCGAGCAGGAGGACGUCGUGCCGGAUCUCGUCACCAUCGGCAAGGGCCUGGGCGGCGGGUACGCCCCCGUCGCGGGCGUCUUGAUCCACAAGAAGAUCGUCGACGUCCUGCGCGCGGGCACGAGCAGCUUCAACCACGGGCACACCUACCAGGCCCAUCCGGUGGGCUGUGCCGCCGCGCUGGCGGUGCAGAAGAUCCUGCGCCGUGACGGGCUGGUCGAGAACGUCGCGCGGCUGGACCGGUUUCUGUACCCUCUGCUCGUCGACACGUUUAAAUCCUCAAAGUACGUGGGCGACAUCCGCGGCCGCGGGCUGUUCUGGGGCAUAGAAUUCGUCCAGGACAAGACCACGCGCGAGUCUUUCCCGCCGCAGGUGGGCUUCGGCGGUCGCUUCCAGGCCAUGGUCUUUGACCUGGGCGUCGCUGUCUAUCCUGGCUCGAGCACGGUGGAUGGCAAGAAAGGCGACCAUGCUAUCCUGAGCCCGCCGUACAAUGUGACCGAGGACGAGCUGAGGAAGAUCGUCGAGGUGAUGAAGACGGCGUAUGAUCGCUUGGAAAAGGAAGUGGACGGCGAGUCUUGGGAUCAGAAGGCUGCAAAUGGACAUGCGAAGCCAUAUUGAACUAGACCUAAACAUCCAAGCGGGCCGCGAAAGAUCAGAAGUGGUCUGAGUAUUACUAUUACCCUGCGCUGCUUCCAUGCAUCACAAAGUCCGCCCCAUUUCUUCCGAGCUCGAAGAACUCCUCGAUAAUGUC